This is a messenger RNA of Acipenser ruthenus (sterlet), 2747 nucleotides long. Its product is annotated as brain-specific homeobox/POU domain protein 3-like. The transcript is spliced from 2 exons. The record is from RefSeq and is a predicted model, not a curated record. Gene Ontology annotation, biological process: regulation of transcription by RNA polymerase II. Gene Ontology annotation, molecular function: RNA polymerase II cis-regulatory region sequence-specific DNA binding; DNA-binding transcription factor activity, RNA polymerase II-specific. NCBI's taxonomy places the organism in Eukaryota, Metazoa, Chordata, Actinopteri, Acipenseriformes, Acipenseridae. Bases 133 to 1158 code for a protein of 341 amino acids.
AUUCAGACAAUAAUACACACCUUCCCGUCUGGACAGCUAACUAACUAAACUGCAAAUACAGAAGCGUGUGUUAUUUCAUCUCUCUUCUCACCUGCUCAUGAACUAAUAGUCAGACGGCAGAUCUCCGCAGUCAUGAUGUCCAUGAACAGCAAGCAGGCUUUCAGCAUGCACCCUCUUCUGCAUGAACCCAAAUAUACGCCACUCCACUCCAGCUCAGAGGCGCUCAGACGGGCAUGUCUACCCACUCCGUCGCUACAAGGGAACAUCUUUGCAGGUUUCGACGAGACCUUGCUGCAGAGAGCCGAGGCGCUAGCCGCAGUGGAUUUAGCUUCUCAGAAAAAUAACCUAUACAAGCCGGAUGCCACUUAUCACACCAUGACCAGCAUGACAUGCACCCCAACGUCCUCGUCCGUCCACCUGCCCCACCCUUCUGUCCUCACGAGCCACCACCACCAUCAUCACCACCAGCCGUCGCAGGGGCUGGAGGGCGACCUCCUGGACCACCUCACGCCUGGUCUCUCUCUGGCCUGCAUGGCAGGACCCGAUGUGGGCUCCACAGCGUCGCACCCCCACUCACACAUGUCUGCCAUCAACCACAUGUCUCACCAUCACCCCCAGACCAUGAACAUUCACCCCCACAGCCUCGGCUCUCAUGCCUCGCUUGGAAGCGCAGGGGAGUCCGAACCUGACCCGCGGGAGCUGGAGUCGUUUGCAGAGAGAUUCAAGCAGAGAAGAAUCAAGCUCGGUGUCACCCAGGCGGACGUGGGGUCUGCUCUGGCUAACCUGAAAAUCCCAGGCGUUGGUUGUCUUAGCCAGAGCACUAUCUGCCGGUUCGAGUCACUUACACUCUCCCACAAUAACAUGGUGGCCCUCAAACCCAUCUUGGAAGCCUGGCUAGAAGAAGCGGAACGGGCGCAGAGGGAGAAAAUGACCAAGCCCGAGAUAUUUAACGGAGGUGACAAGAAACGCAAAAGAACCUCCAUAGCGGCUCCCGAGAAGCGGUCCUUGGAAGCCUACUUCUCUGUGCAGCCCAGACCAUCUUCGGAAAAGAUAGCAGCCAUAGCAGAGAAACUAGAACUGAAAAAAAACGUGGUGCGGGUCUGGUUUUGCAAUCAAAGACAGAAACAGAAAAGGAUGAAGUUUUCAGCAACACACUAAGAAGAGAUGUUUUAAAAAAGACAGUUAGGAUCUUUCUUUGUUACUUUGUCAAUUGCAUUUUUAUGUUUUGUACGGGGAUCAAAACUUGAUAACAACAUUCCCCCUUUUGUUACAAACUGAAAAAAAAGAUUUUAAAAGGGGGGAUCACGUCAACCCGUAUUCUGUACUGUACUGUACUGAUGGUGAGUUGGAAGUCACCAGUUCAGAUCAAGGAGAGAACUUCACCAUUGACUUUCAUGACAAUUCUAUUGUACAGAAUCUCAGAGAAACUUGAAUAAGAAUAAUGAAUAUUAUCUUUAGUUGAAAAAAAAAACCCUUUUAUAUGUAUUAAUGUAAAUAUUUAUUUGUGAAUACAUUGCACCUCUGUGUGAAGAACCCGCGGGUUUUCUUUUUUAAAUGAUGGUUGGUGUUUGCCGAUAAUAUUGAUGCUUACUUACAUUGUUAAUUUAUGUGAUUUGCAAAAGCGAUUUAACUUAUACCUCCACUAUGACUUGGGGAACUUUGUGUUUAUCAUUGCAUGGUUUACAAAUAAAGCGUAUCUGUGCGUUAGUUUUAAGGAACAAUUUGAAUGCAUUGCAAUAACAACAACAGCAAAAAAAAAAAAAAAAAAAAAAGGUUUACUCUUCUGUUUUUCUACCUCAUCGCUCUAAGCACAUUCAUGGUUGGGAUUUUUUCUUUUCACGAGUUUAAAAGGGGAAAUUAGAUCACAACAAAUAAGUAAACCUGUUUAAUGUCUGUACUUAUUUCACUGUAAUAAUGCUUUGACAAUCAAACCAUUUUUUAAAACAAUUGAGUUGUGAAUUGUUAGUAUUUAUCCACAAAAAAGACCAAAAUGCAUUUAGGUAUUACUGGGACAAGCUUUGCGUACAUUAUUAUUAUUAUUAUUAUUAUUAUUAUUAUUAUUAUUAUUAUUAUUAUUAUUAUUAUUAUUAUUGACAUUUUAAAUUAUUUAAUUAUUUAAAACAGCCAAACAGAUGUUUAGAAAUUAUCUUUUAAUUUCAACACGAUUCCAUGUCCAGUCCUAGGGGUUUUCGUUGUGCACUUUGCAGGUAAAUUUAUAUAUAUAUUUUGUUUGAAUUUAUUUUCUAUUUAUUUAUUUAUCUUUGCUUUAUUUAUUCUAAAGAAUUUCAUUUGUGAUUACCUAAAGGUGUGCUUUAAAAUGUGUCUGUGUAAGCGGCAUAAUUUAUAAUAAACCAUGCACGUUUUACCUCACUCGCUCAUACUAUUUUCUUAAUAAAUUCCUUGGUUGUGAUUAUUUUAUAUUUGUGUAUUUAUUUAUUUUAAAGCGCUGUGUAUCUGUUAGUGUCGGGUCACAUCAUGACGACAGUUCCAUAUCAGAUUUCACUGGAAUCGAUUUUUCAUAGCACGAGGUUCAAGGGUCGCUGUCAGUGUUGAUAUUAUUGUUAUUUUAUACCAUUUUAAGACAUGCUUUAAAAUUACUUGUUAAAGAAAAGCAGAACAUUUAUAGGCAAAAAAUAGUUGGAUACUAAACAUGUGUAUUUUUAUCUUUUUUUGUACAUUAGUUACGUGCUUUUUUAAAUAGCAUGUUUUCUUUAACACGUAAUAAAGAUGUUCUUAUCAUAAAAACA